Acaulospora colombiana is the source of this 778-nucleotide messenger RNA. Lineage: Eukaryota; Fungi; Glomeromycota; Glomeromycetes; Diversisporales; Acaulosporaceae. The record is from the annotation of a GenBank genome assembly.
AUGGACCUAAUUAAUAAUCUUUCUGACCGUCUUCUUUUUGCUGUUCCCAAGAAAGGUCGUCUUCAUGAGCAAUGUAUUGCUCUACUUCGGGGUGCCGAUAUUAAUUUUCAUCGUCACAAUAGACUUGAUAUUGCUUUAGUCCAAAAUCUUCCCAUCGCUAUUGUAUUCCUUCCAGCAGCAGACAUAGCGAAGUAUGUUGGUGAAGGAAAUGUUGAUAUGGGCAUUACUGGUCAGGAUAUGAUAUUCGAAUCACAAGUUAAUGACAAAAUUGAUGAGAUUCUGGAGUUAGGGUUUGGAAAAUGCAAGCUACAAGUUCAAGCACCUGUUAAGGGCGGAGCGACAAAAGUUGAGGAAUUGGUGGGUAAAAGGAUUGUUACAAGUUUCGAAGCAUUGGCUGGGAAAUAUUUUGGAGAAUUGGAUGAAAAAUAUUUGAGCGAGAAAGAAAGGAAAGCCGGAUGUAAAACAAGAAUUCAAUAUGCGAUUCUAAUUCGUAGCAAAAAUCCUUCAAAUCCUUCGCUUUCCUCAAAAAUUGCUGCUCGAAUUAAAGGUGUGAUAGCUGCACAAAAAUACGUAUUGCUUAAUUAUAAUAUUUCACGUGCGGGUAUUAAGGAGGCCACAAAGAUUACUCCUGGUAGACAGGCACCAACUAUUAGUCCAUUGGAGGAUGGAGAGUGGGUAGAAAUACAGAGUAUGGUUAGUAAAGACGAAGUUGCUGAGAUUAUGGACAAAUUGGAGGAAAUUGGAGCAAAAGAUAUUUUGGUUUUUAGAAUUGAUAACU